Messenger RNA from Peronospora belbahrii, 546 nucleotides. NCBI's taxonomy places the organism in Eukaryota, Oomycota, Peronosporomycetes, Peronosporales, Peronosporaceae. The record is from the annotation of a GenBank genome assembly.
AUGCAUAGGAACGCACUUGGAUACGACGCGUCGCGACCAGCACGCGGACGAGUGCGCGUGGCGCAACCAGAGAGCUCGCUUUUCAAACCGUUCGAGCCACAACGAAACGGCAGACACCAGCAAGCUUGGAAUCAAGUACCACUCGAUGCUCCGUCGCCGGCACAUGAGUAUGAGCACGUGCCAGCGCCGCCAGUCGGUGACGUGCGGCUCUUUGUCAUCUCUGACGGCAAGAAGAGCACUGUACUGUUCACGAACGUUUACUUUGGGGCGUCGACCCUCGUGCGCAACAUCGUGAGCUACGGGAAGAUCGAUGCGAGAAGAUACGCGAUCUCGCAGUUGAACGGGAAAUGCGUCGUGGCGCGUCGCAUUGACGCACUCGCUGUGUUUGACGUGGUGAUCCGGAACAGCGUCCUCGUCGUCAGAACAGUCGGCAUGCUUGCAAAAACGAAAGAGCUAGUCGACGUGAUCAUGGCUGCACUUCAUGAGGAGCUUGCGGCCGACACGUCACUAGUGAUGCAUCAAGGCUCACUGCUUCACGUCCACUAG